Messenger RNA from Scomber japonicus (chub mackerel), 2427 nucleotides. RefSeq names its product protein kinase C-binding protein NELL1-like. Gene Ontology annotation, molecular function: protein binding; calcium ion binding. Bases 1 to 2427 code for a protein of 808 amino acids. The transcript has 20 exons. The record is from RefSeq and is a predicted model, not a curated record. Lineage: Eukaryota; Metazoa; Chordata; Actinopteri; Scombriformes; Scombridae.
AUGGAUAUUUACGUGGCUUUGUUAUCUCUUUUCUUUUUUUCCACACCAGCUUUGGCUUUCGGGUCAGAUCAAGAAUACCAGAUUGAUAUCAUCAAUGAACUUGACCUGGCAAAUGCCACCUAUGGAAUUACCCAAGUGGCCGGGCUUCAUAACAGCAGCAAAGCCUUCUUGUUUCGAGAUGUUGGGAGAGCAGUUCACACCCCAGCACACAUCACAGAAAAAGUGGUGCAGCUGUUCAGGAGUAAAAGUGAGUUUACGUUCUUGGCCUCCAUCCAGCAGAAGUCCUCCACAUCAGGAGUCAUAUUCUCCAUCCACGAGUCAGAACACAGUUACUUUGAGCUGGAGAGCAGUGGGGUGAGAGAGGAGAUCCGCUACCACUACCGCUUCAAAGGAAAACCGAGGUCCGAGUCCUUCCCCUACCGCCUCGCCGACGGCCAGUGGCACAAAAUCGCCCUCACCAUCAGCGCUUCCCACCUUCUGCUGCAUGUGGACUGUAACAGGAUUUACGAACGGGUGAUAGACCCUCCUCAGAUGGAGCUCACCGCAGGCAGUGGAGUCUGGCUGGGCCAGCACAGCCACAAGCACGGUCUGUUCAAGGGCAUUAUCCAGGAUGUGAAGUUGAUUUUCGCUCCUAAUGGCUACAUCACUCAGUGUCCUAACCUUAACCGCACCUGUCCGACCUGCAGCGAUUUCCUGAGCCUGGUGCAAGGAAUCAUGGACCUUCAGGAGCUACUUGCCAAGAUGACCCUGAAGUUGAACUAUGCUGAAUCCAGGCUGACCCAGCUGGAGGGCUGUCACUGCGAGAGGACCUGCAAUGCCAACGGCCUGGUUUACAGGGAUAAGGAGCUGUGGGUUGAGCCGGAGAACUGCAGGAACUGUGCGUGUAAGAAUGGUGUGGUGGAGUGUCGCAGGAUUUUCUGUCCUCCGGCAAACUGUUCAGAGGAUGCACUGCCUGUACACAUCGAUGGGACCUGCUGCAAGAAAUGCAGACCGAAAUGUACUUACAUGGGCCAGACCUUUCCUGAAGGCCAGCGCUUUUUAUCCAGGAGCUGCAGGGAAUGCAAGAACGGCCUGAUGGUGAAAGUCGUAGAAACUUGUCCGGAGCUCAACUGCACUGUCGGCGAACAGAUCUUACCAGAUGGCAGAUGCUGCAAUGUUUGCAAAGGUUAUGACUUCUGCGCAGAGGGGCUCAUUUGUGGAGAAAACUCUGAGUGUAAAAACCGGAAUACUAAAGCGGAGUGUGAAUGCAAGAGUGGCUAUGCCUCCAUCCAUGGGGAUUCUACUUACUGUGAAGAUAUCGAUGAGUGUGCGACCCAGAUGCAUUACUGCCAGUCCAACACAGUAUGUGUCAACCUGCCGGGCAGCCAUCGCUGUGACUGUCUGCCAGGCUUCAUCAGGGUGGACGAAUACUCCUGCACCGAGCAUGACGAAUGUGCCAGUGGGCAAAAUUCAUGUGAUGAGAAUGCCAUCUGCACCAACACCAUCAGAGGACACCUGUGUACCUGCAAGCCAGGAUACGUGGGCAACGGCACCAUCUGCAGAGCCUUCUGUGAGGAGGGUUGCAGGAGCGGCGGGACGUGUGUUUCUCCCAACACGUGUGUCUGUCCCUCAGGUUUUACAGGACGCCACUGUGAGACAGAUAUUGAUGAGUGUGCAGAGGUCCUGAUUGAGUGCCACAACCACUCCCGCUGUGUCAACCUGCCUGGCUGGUACCACUGUGAAUGCAGAAGUGGUUUCCAUGACAAUGGCUCCUACCUUCUUGAUGGGAGCUCCUGCAUUGACAUUGACGAGUGCAGUUUGCAGACACACACUUGCUGGAACGACAGUGUGUGUGUGAACCUCCCGGGAGGCUACGACUGUGUGUGUACGUCCGGUCCGGGCUGCAGCGGCGACUGCCCACAGGAAGAGGGAAUCAGACGUAAUGGAGAAGAUUGGAAACCCAGCUUUGACCGCUGUGCUAUAUGUUCCUGCAAGGAUGGCCAGACAUACUGCAGGAGGAGACCCUGCGAGUGUGGAGACCCAGACGAAGAUCUGUUUUGCUGCCCCGGCUGUGACAACAGGCCCAGCAGCCAGUGUCUGGACCAGAGCGGACGCACACUCUACCGCAGCGGAGCAUCCUGGAUGUACGGCUGCCAGCAGUGCCGCUGCGUGGAGGGGGAGGUGGACUGCUGGCCUCUGGUUUGUCCCGUGUUGAUGUGCGAGUACACGGCAGUAGCAGAGGGCGAGUGCUGCCCGCGCUGCGUCACAGAUCCUUGCCUGGCCGAAAACCUGUCCUACGACAUCCGGCAGACAUGCCAGGACCCUGCAGGCAUCGCCCGCCUCAGUGGAGACACAUGGCAUAUGCCCAACUCCCCCUGCACUACCUGCAAGUGUAAGAAUGGAAACGUUUGCUGUUCGGUGGAUCUUGACUGCCUUCAGAACAACUAA